This is a messenger RNA of Glycine soja, 2069 nucleotides long. RefSeq names its product SWI/SNF complex component SNF12 homolog. Gene Ontology annotation, biological process: regulation of transcription by RNA polymerase II. NCBI's taxonomy places the organism in Eukaryota, Viridiplantae, Streptophyta, Magnoliopsida, Fabales, Fabaceae. Gene Ontology annotation, cellular component: SWI/SNF complex; nucleus. The coding region runs from base 232 to 1821 and encodes 529 amino acids. The transcript is spliced from 3 exons. The record is from RefSeq and is a predicted model, not a curated record.
CAGUAAAAUACAAUAAAUUUAAUUCAAACCACACAGCGUUGUAUUUUAAAACCAGAGAGAGUUUUUUGGGUAUAAAAAGAUGAAAAACGAGAACGAAAACUGAGCAUGCAAUCGAUCCGACCAGUGAUUCCUUCAUUCGUUCAAUUUCCCAUACUCCGAACCGACACCAUCAUUUCACUGAUUUUGCGGGUGAUUAUGUUUCUGGUCUAGAUCUUAGAAGCAGCAAUAGGAAUGAAUAAUCAAGCCAAGAAUAUUGCUGCAUCAUCUUUGUUUGGUCAUUCUGGAAUGGCCCCACAAAAACACCACCCUAACCCCAUUCAGCAGUGGAACCAUCCAAACCCUUUACUCUCUCAGUCACAGUCACACCCUCAAACCCAAUUCCCUGGUCCGUUUCAGUUUUCAGAUCCCCAAAACCAGGUCUUUGCAAAAGCUCAGUAUUCACAAGCACAUUUGCAUUCUCCGGCUGCCCGUGCUCAUCCGCAACCUCAGACUCAUCCUUUUGCCCACUUGCAUAGUGUAAAUACUAAUACUGCUAAUGGUACAUCAUCUCCGGCCACCGGAAGUGCCAAGCGAGCAACCCCAAAGCCCCCGUUGAGGUCCCACAAUUCGUUGAAUACGAACCAAUCCAUGCCGUUUAAGGCCACGGAAUUGACCCCAGCUGCUCGGCAAAAGAAGCAAACACCAGAAAAGGUGGCUGCACUUUUGCCCGAGUCUGCUCUUUACACUCAGUUGCUUGAUUUUGAGGCUCAGGUGGAUGCUGCUUUGGCCAGGAGAAAGAUUGAUGUACAGGAGGCUAAGCUGCCUCCCCAUGUUCAGAAAACUCUUCGUGUUUAUGUGUUUAAUACCUUCUCAAAUCAUGCAAAAAUGGAUGCUGAGAAUAGAAAGGCUGAUGAAUCUUGGUGGUCUCUCAAGAUAACUGGAAGGAUAUUGGAAGAUGGUAUGGAUUCUGUGUCUGGAACUUCACAGGGAUCGAGUCCUUCAUACCCGAAGUUCUCUGCAUUUUUCAAGAAAAUUACCAUACUCUUAGAUCAAAGCCUUUAUCCCAAUAAUCAUGUCAUUGUAUGGGAUAGUGCUCGUUCCCCUACCGAACAGGAUGGUUUUGAGGUGAAGAGGAAAGGAAACAAAGAAUUUACUGCACUGAUUGCAAUAGAAAUGAAUUAUACACCUGACAAGUUUAUGGUUUCAUCACCACUGUCUAAACUUUUAGGGAUUGAGGUAGAGACUCGCUCAAGAAUAAUAGCUACUCUUUUUAACUACGUCAAGUCCAGGAAGCUACAGAGCCCAAAUGACCCUUCAUUCUUCAUAUGUGAUCCUUCUCUACAAAUGGUGUUCGGGGAAGAGAAGAUGGAUUUCACCAUGGUUUCUCAGAAGUUAUCACAGCAUUUGUCACAACCACGACCUAUACAUCUAGAGCAUAACAUCAAGCUUUCUGGACAUUCUCCAGCUGUAUCUGCAUGUUAUGAUAUACAGGUUGAUGUGCCUUUUCCACUGGAAAAGGAUAUGUCUACAUUCUUGGCAGGUUUUGAGAGUCAGAAAGAGAUUGAAGCUUAUGAUGAGGCAAUUUGCGGCUCCUUAAAGAAAAUCCAGGAGCAUCGUAGAAGACGAGCUUUCUUUCUUAGCUUUAGUCAGUAUCCAGCAGAGUUUAUUGAUACUUUGAUUUCUUCUGAGAGCAAGGAUUUAAAACUUGUUGCUGGAGAUGCCAGCCAUAAUGUUGAAAAGGAGCUUCGUUCUGAAUUCUUCAAUCAACCAUGGGUUGAGGAUGCUGUCAUUCGUUACCUGAACCGCAAAACUGCAGGAAGUGAUGCUCAUGGACGCAAUUAAGAAAACGUUGUAGAGGUGGAGUUUCUAUUUCUUGCUUUUUCUAACAACUCGAUAUACUUUUGUUUUUGUAAUCCUUGUUAGGGAAGAGAGUUUGAGUACCCAAGAUGAGGAGUAGAAGAAAGGAAAGAAUGUAGGACAAAGAAAAUGUGUUUUAGAUAGUGAAAAUCAAGGCUAGUGUGAUCAGAAAUUCUGUACAGAAUUUCAGAAAAAUAUAUACUGAUCCAUUUAUUUUGGUUGCCCCUGGCUCA